AUGGAACCAGGAAAGGAGAAAACUUCCAAAAUGGAGGAGACAAAAUUGGAAGUCUCCCAAGCGAGCUCACCAGUGGAUAAAUCCAUUUUUAAAAAAUGGUGUUAUAUUAAGAAAAAGAGAAAAGAGAAACACAGGCAAAGGAGGAUAAAGGAGUUGCUAAAGUGGAGACAUUUGUACAGGGAAUAUAUAAAUGGUAAAACAAAAGGGUUAGCUAAAAAAAGGUCCCAAUCGAGCGCAGUAAAUUGUACAGUUAUUAAUCCACAUUUGAAAGAAAAAAUGAAGGGAAAUGAUAAGAGAACAUUCAUUUUAAGAAACACAAGAAUUAGAAGUAAUGGUCAUAGUGAUGAGGAACAAAUAAAAAUGAAUGCGAAUAAAUAUCAGAAAUUACUGAAAAAACAUGUGAAAGACUUAAAUCUAAUGGUACUGUUAGCAAAGUAUGCACAUUCAAAGAAAAUGUCCAAGAAGAGCCCUAAUGAUUCAAAUUUUUAUAGCGAUUCUACAUGUGCGUCAUCAAAAAAUUCUUACAGAUGGAGAGACAAAAAUGAAAGUAAGUACCAUUAUAACAGUGGUAUUAAAAAAUGGAAAUAUAACUUGAUAUAUGAAAAAGAACGAACUUUUAAUUUUAUCAACCAGGUAAAUUGUAACACUAUUGUUGAGCUUCAUUCACUAUUUACCUUCUUUUGUACAAAAUUAAAAGUUAAAGAUAAAGAAUAUUUCGAUAAUAAAAAUAUGUUAAAUAAGGUUCCAUUUAAAAAAAAAAGUUCUAUAAUUCAGAAAAAUGGUAGUAAGGAUUAUUCCACAAAACUGAAAAAUCAGUACAUCCCAAACAAUAAAGAAAAAAUUAUGAACGAUAUUAAGGGUAAACCAAGUAAAGCUCCACCUUAUAAAGCCAUAAACAUAAAUAACAAUAAUUGUGAACAUGUUAAUUAUGUAAAUGAGCAGAUGAAAGAGGAGGAAAACAAUAAUCAACAAAACGUUGUGAAUAUUAGUACGAAUAGCAAUAAGAACUUCGAGAAUGAUACAGAAAAUGACGAGAGAAAAGAAGAGAAUGGAAAUUCAAACGGGGAAGAACUUCCAGAGCCAAAUGAGGAACAAUUUGCAGACGAAUUUGAAUUAGAAGAUUUCGAUAGUGACGAAAAUAAAAAAGAAAAAACUUAUUACACAGAUAGAUGUAUGUUGGAUAGAAGUGUAAAAAGAGUUUCCAUUUUAGACAAAUUAAAUAUAGAUUUGGAUAAUAAACAGAAUGCGAACAGUAGUUGUGCAAUAAAAAAUGAAGUAUCUACUCAUAAAAAUGGAAAAAUUGAAAAACAUCCAUAUGCAUAUAAAAAGGAACCAAUACCCUCCCAGUUGUCCAAAAGGGAAAAUGAAAAUACUCUCACCAGUGUAGCUGAUGGCAGUAGACAUAUAGUCAAUUAUAAAAAAGCACACGAUACAGAGGAACCAAACAUUCCUCAAAAGAGGGAAACAUUAAAUAUGAACAACAAAGCCCAAGUGGUAAGCGCAAACGAAAAUAACACUAAGGUAGUAGGGUAUCCGAUAGAAAAUCAAAAAAUGCAUCCUCCAAGGAAGAAGGGCUCCAUCAAGAACCUUGUAAUGGAAAAUUCUCAACUGAGUUCUCAAUCUAAGCAGUGCAUCGGAGGUCCCAUGAAUGGGCAUAUGUGGAACGACAUGAACGGUCAGAUUGGGUAUAACACAAACAAUCAAAUUAUGCACGGCACGAAUAACGACCUAAAUUAUCAAAUGAACAAUCCAGCCAAUUAUCACAUGAAUAUACCCACAGCAGAUGUCACAUCUCAAAACUACGACAUGUGUCAUUCUCCUCCCACAUGUGCUAUUGCUGCAUAUCCAAUGAAUAACAAUGAGAUGAGUAAUUAUACUAAUUAUGGAAACUAUGGAAAUUUUUGGAAUUAUGGAAACUACGGAAAUUUUGGGAAUUAUGGAAACUACGGAAAUUUUGGGAAUUAUGGAAAUUACGGAAAUUUCGAAAAUUACGAAAAUUUCGGAAAUUACGAAAACUAUGAGCUGUAUAGAAACCAUAUGGGGAAUCAAAUGAUGAAUGAAGUUCAGCCAAAUAAAAACAAUAUUAAUGACAAAAACCUAGUAGCAUAUAACAAGGGGAAAAUGAAAUAUGACGAAGAUUUUACCCUUAACUAUAUUCUUCAAAAAUGUGAAGAUGAUGAUAAAUUUUUUUGCAGUAAUGAUGAAGACAUUUUAGAAAAGGAUGAAAACAGAAAUGAACUGAAUAAGUAUACACAAGGCAUGAACAAACUAGUUGAGCAUAUGUAUUUUUAUGAUAAUUUUUAUGAUGAAUAUAAAAUAUGUGAUGAAAGAAAAGAAGAUUCGAAUGCUUCACAUACCAUUAUUGACACUUCUUUAAAUUUAAAUGUGAUUGAUGAAAACGCCGAAUUGGCGAAAGACAACAGAGAUAACAAGGAGUUUAUUUCUCAGAUGGAGUUAAAAAUUAAUGAGCUAGAAAAAAAUAUUGAAGAAUUAAAAAAAAAAAAUCAAAUAAAUGAACAUGAAUUAAAUAAUCAAAGUGAAAAAAAUAUUAUCAUGAAUAAAAAAAACGCAAAUGAUGAUGAAGCCUGUGAGAGGAAAAAGUCUAAGAGUGCUCUUAUCAUACAUAAAUUAAAAAAAGAAAUUGAACUAAUAAAGAGAGAAAAUUUGAGAAAGAAGAACAAAAAGAAAAAAAAAAAAAAAAAAAAUAAUAAUAAAAAUGCCGAGGAAAAAAAAAAACAAGGCACAGAAGUAAUGACAAAGGAAAAAGGUUCAUUAGAGGAGAAAGACAACCAUGACGUUGAGGCACCAAAAGAUGGGGAAGCAGAAGACAACAACUUCAACAUUGAUAACAUUAUUAACACAGAAAAUUUGAACACGUUUAAAGACGAAAUUAUGAACAAUGUUUACUAUUAUAUAUAUGAAUCAUAUGACCAAAAGGACUACGAGAUUUUAGAAAAUCUAGCAAAAAAACACGAAAUAAAAGGGAGAAAAAUAUCAUAUGAUGUGAAUUUGCCAAAGUACAGUUUCAAACACAAGAGAACAUCAAGUGCUUGGUUUUUAAAUCCAUUGUAUGAAAAUUAUAUGCUUGAAAAAAAAAAAAAAACGAAAAAGGAUGAUUUGCCUAGUUCUACCCAUGAUAAAGUGGAAUUCCUCUUUCAUGAAUAUGAACCUGAUAAUAUUGUAAAUCUAAAGGAAGAUAAUAAAAGCUUGUUCAUGUCAGAAAUUAGAGAUAGUGAUUUUUCAUAUGAAAGUUUUAUAAGUGAGAGGAAAAAAAAAAUAAAAAAAAACAAAAUAGAUAUCAUGAAAAUGAAAAAUAAUAUUAUCCAAAAAAGGAAAAGAAGUACUAUUCUGGAAAAAAAAGUGGAGGAAAUAGGGAAACAUGUUAAAAGACCAUUAGAACAGAGAAAUAAUGAGUGCCAAGAUCAUCUCCCAAGAGAUUCUCAAGAUGGAUCUGCACCUCCCCCUCACAAUGACGUUAUGAAUGAUUUGUAUGUAACGUUAAACAAUUAUGUUCCAGACAAAUCCCUAUUUGACAUUUUUAAUUUGGGUUCCGAUGGUGAGGAUAAAGGAGAUACGCAUGAGAAUACUAACGGGAAUAUUAAUGGAAAUACUAAUGGAAAUACUAAUGGGAAUACUAACGGGAAUACUAUUGAAAAUACUAAUGGAAAGGAACCCUUAGAGAAUGAGAUGAAGGACAAGAUGCAUCAAAUGGGAAGUAAAUCAGAUAUGGAAGCAAAGAAAUCCAUUGCGCCAGAAAUAAAUGGUUGUGACAAAAUCGAGCAUAGAGAAGAAAAUGUAUGUAAUGAAAUGGAAGACUCGAGCAUGAACAGAGAGAUUUUAAGGAAAAGGAAAGAGAAGGAACUCUUGGAAUUAGAAAUAGAGAACAAAAAAAAGAAGAAGGAGUUAGAAGAGAUAGAGCUGCAGAUUUUGGAAAACCAAAAAAAAAUCCUGAAAGCGAAUAAUUCAAUCGAUGUGGUGCAAAUGGAGGGGGAAAUGAAAAUAGAAGAGGAAAUGGAUGCAAAAAUGGGCAUAAAAAGAGAUAUAAAAAUGGACAAGGAAAGGGAUGUAAAAAUGGACGAGGAAAGGGAUGAAAAAAUGGACAUGAAAAGAGAUAUAAAAAUGGACGAGGAAAGGGAUGCAAAAAUGGGCAUGAAAAGAGAUAUGAAAAUGGACAAGGAAAGGGAUGCAAAAAUGGGCAUGAAAAGAGAUAUGAAAAUGGACAAGGAAAGGGAUGAAAAAAUGGGCGAGGAAAGAGAAGUAGAGGUAGAGGUGAAACGAGGGGCCAAUAAGGAGGAGAGUAAAACUGAAAAUACAUUGAAUAAUGCGAAAGUGGACAAUGAGACGAAUAAGAAAAAUAAUGAAAGUGCAGAAAAAAAAAUGGGAGAAGUGAGAAAGGAACAAAGUGGAAUGAACACAAAUGUAGAAAAAAUAGAGGGGAAAAAGGAAGAAAAGGAAACUGAAGAAAUAAAAAAGGAAAACAAAUCAUCAUCGAUGCAAGAAAAUGAAAUGAAUGAUUGUCUGAAUGAUUAUUUACAAAAACAGAAAAAAAAAGAAAAAAAAAAAAACAACUGGACUUUAUAUGGAAGACCAAAGGUAAAAAGAGAAAGAAAUACCAUUUUGAGAAGAUUAUCGAGCUCCAAAAGUGACAGUGGUUUUAAUGAUUAUGCAUAUUUUGCAGAACGUUUUUUUGAAGUAAUUACCGGAUAUCGAAGUGAUCCAGAUGACUAUGAAUAUAGCGAGAAAGGAGAAAACGGGAAAGACAUAAAGAGAAAAGAUAGUGAUAGUGGACAAAGUCAGUUGUCACAAAAGCAUAACUCUUAUAUUUUUCAUAUAAGUGAAAAAAUGAAAAAGAAAGCUUACGAAAAUGAUAUUUUUUACAAAUUGGGAAGACCAAAAUAUGAAAAAAAAAAUAAUUAUCAUAGAUGCAAAUCGACUACUCAUAAUACCAUACUAAAAAAAAAUAGCUUGAAAAAAAAAAAAAUAUGUUUAAAUAGAUCCAUAUCGAAAAAUAAACUUUCCAGGUUCGAUGAAUCAAAUAAAGGAAUUAUAGAAAGAACAAAGUUAAAAUUAAAGGAAAAAUUAGGAGAAAAAAUAGAUGAAAAAUUAAAUGAAAAAUUAGAAGAAAAAUUAGAUGAAAAAUUAGAAGAAAAAUUAGAAGAAAAAUUAGGAGAAAAAAAUAAAUUCACAUUUUUGUCAAUUCUUAGGGAUAAUAAUACACAAAGCAGGACAAACGAAACUGUAGAUGAAAAGAGUUUUAUAAAGAACAAUUCUGAAAACAUGACAUUAUUAUUUGAUACUGAAAAAAUGGAAAAUCCCAAUUUAGACCUGAAAUACAAAAGGAAAUUAAUAUAUGAGGCACUGGAUAAUACUAAAUGGGUGACAAACAGAAAGGGAAAAAAACACAUGGGUUUUCCAAAUAAAGGUGAUGAUGAUAAUGAUAAUGCAUCUAUAGAUGGAAAUCUUUUAGGGGACAUCUUUCUAAUGAAGGAAAAAAAAAACGAGACUUUUUCGAAAACUGCGAAAGAGCUUAAGCAGGAGUUGAUUAAGUUGGAGGAGGAAAGGUGGAUAGGAGAAGUGAAACGAGUGGAAGAGUUAAAACGGGUGGAAGAGAAAAAACGAGAGGAAGAAGAGAAACGAGUCGAAGAGUUAAAACGGAUGGAAGAGAAAAAACGGGUAGAAGAGUUAAAACGGGAGGAAGAGAAGAAAAGGUUAGAAGAGGAAAAACUCAUUGCAGAAAUGAAGCGAGGAGAAGAAGUGAGACGUGCAGAGGAAAUGAAGCGAGGGGAAGUUAAAAGUAAAGCAGAGCUAAGAAGGAUGCAAGAAUUUAUGAGGAUGAAUAAAAUAAAAUCCAUAAAAGAUAUGACAACCGUGGAUAAAUCGAAUAGGGAUGAGAAGAAAAAAGAAGAAUCUAAGAAGACAGAGCAGCAUAAUAAACAAGGAAUAACAAAAAUGCUCGAAGAUGAAGAAGAAGACAAAACAGAAAAGAUAAAAGAAAAAAAAGACAUAUUUAGUAAUAUUUUAAAACAAAUUUAUACAGUAAAUCCCAUAGCCUAUUACCGAAAGGAGAAGGAAGACAUAGCUGAGAAAAUCAGAAAUUACGAGGAAAAAAAAGAAAAUGACAAGAUGGAAGAAAAUUUAUUAGCGAGUUCAGGAUGGAAGGUCAAUAUGAGAAAAAAGGAGGAGAACAACCUGAUCAAUGAAAAAAGCAAUUUAAUGAUUAAUAAAAGUGGAGAUGAUGAAAAAGAAAUAAUAGUUGAACAUCAAAAUAAUGACAUUAUAGAUGAUGAAACGAAGGAGAAAGCAAAUAUUCAGAACCUUUUUUCUUGUGCAAAAAAUUACAACAUUUUUGACGAAAUGGAAAAACAAAGGAAAAAAAACUUAAAAGAUAAAGUUUCCAAGAUUAAUAACAAAAUAAGUACACAUAAAAUUGGGAAUAGGAUCUUGUUAAAAAAUUCAUAUAAAAACAACUCUAUAAUAAUCAGCAAUGUUAUAAAUAGGAAAAAAGAUGAGGACAAAUUACCAGAGCACAUUAUGGAUGAAGAAGAAUCAUGUAUCAAUCUGAUGCAGGGAAAAAUGUUAUUGGAAAAAGAGCCCAAUGGAGAAGUGCUGAAUAAUGAAGUAAUAAACAACGACAUGAUGAAUGAUGAUAUGGUCAAUAGAACCAUUUUAAAUGAGGACAAAAGGAAGAAUCUACUAACCAUGAGGAACAAGAACCUCAAAUACAACAGUAUGCUUGAGGGGAACAUGCGUCUUGCAGUGGAAAAAAAUUUUGAAGGAAGUGUUUCGAUACUAGAUAAAGUGGAUGAUUCAGAUAAAGCGGACGAUCUGUUUGAUGUUGAUGAAGAUGGUUUCUUUGAAACAGAAACGGAAGACUCAUUUUUAAAGGUUGACGAUAAUGAGAUAACAAAUAUGGAUGAAAUGAAAACCCACAUUUAUAGAGAAUUUUAUGGAGACAAUGAAUUCGAUGGGGAUAUGGCAAGCUUGCGCGGAAAACAAAAUAAUAACAAAAAAACUAGGAGGGAAUAUUUCAAAAAUAACUAUGAAUCAUCACCCAUAUGGGUGGACGAAUUCCAUAAAUAUGAAAAUUCCCCAUUUUACUCAGAAGAAUUAAAGAACAUGAGUAGUUAUGAUUUAUAUAGGAAAAAAAUAAGCACAGGUACAAGUGUGUUGAAAAGUGUACAAGGAUUUGACAUGCAUAAUGAACUAAUAAGUAGGAGCAGUGUAGAUGUAGAAUAUAAAGAUGAUAUUUCUAAAAAUAGUCAAGAUGCAUAUUUUGAUUUUGAAAAGAAAAAAAUUUUGGACAUGGACGAGAAAUACAGAACAUAUGCAAAUAGCAGUAGUAGUGCCUUAUCAUGUGCCAAUUCGACAAAUCUUAAGAAAAACUUGUAUCAUUUGGAUUCGUUAAGAAAUCAUUAUUAUGAAGGAAAUGAUCCUUUUACUACUUAUUCCUUCGAAAAAAUAGCUGCUAAAAAUUAUGACCACGAGAAAAAAUUCCCACGAAACGAAGAAAAUAUCGGCAGCAAUGAUGAAGACAUCCUUGCAAAAGUCAUGAGCAAUUUAAACGGUUUAAAUAAAAAAAUAAAAAAUAUAGAAAUGAAUUAUUAUAUCAACAAGGAUGAUCGUCAGGGUACUAUGUCCGACUUAUUUACGCACAAAUUCAAGAGGGGGAACACUGACAUGGUUCCCUCUAACGAUGCUCACCAUGCUGACAAUGAACAAGUUUACAAUGAAGAAGUUUACAAUGACGAAUUUGACAAGGACGAUGUACGUGGUCACCAUGAUAACGCUCAAUAUGAUUAUUCUUCUUCAUUUUCGCGCUACCACAAUAAAACUCAACCACAUAUAAAUAGAUCAAAAAAUUACAAAAAUGUGUAUUCUCCAUAUCACAUCUGA
This is a messenger RNA of Plasmodium gonderi, 7893 nucleotides long. RefSeq lists its product as hypothetical. The coding region runs from base 1 to 7893 and encodes 2630 amino acids. The record is from RefSeq and is a predicted model, not a curated record. Lineage: Eukaryota; Apicomplexa; Aconoidasida; Haemosporida; Plasmodiidae. The transcript has a single exon.